AAUAUGGCGGAUUCAACUCUCGUCUUUCGUCUUUCAAAAAUCUUAAUUGACGAUAUAUUUUCUUAUUUGGAACAACAGAAUGUUAUGUGUUAGGAUUGUAGAUGCAGAUUUUUACGUGGGAAAACCUAUAGAUGGCUUAGAUAUUUUGUUUUCUAAAUUUCGCGAGGCGAAUGUUAACCGUGUUCCAGUUUUGAGGAUAUUUGGCUCAACUCCUGGUGGACAGAAAACUUGUGUUCAUAUUCAUCAAGUAUUUCCUUACUUAUACAUACCUUACGAUGGAACUAAACCCACAGAUAAAUAUCUGAAACAAUUUACGACAAGUGUAGACUUUGCUGUUCAAGUUGCGUUUGGUAGAACAUCAUCUUCUAUGAAAUAUGUUCAUAAAACUGAAAUUGUUAAAAAAAUACCAUUUUAUGGUUAUCAUGAGAACGAAGAAGAGUUUAUUAAGAUGGAGUUGUACAAUCCAAGAAUAAUUCCCAAACUUGUUGAUCUUCUUCAGAAUGGAGCUAUAUUGAACAAGUCAUUUCAACCACACGAAGCUCAUGUUCCUUAUAUUCUACAGUUUCUAAUUGAUUACAAUCUUUAUGGUAUGAACUUACUUCAUGUAAGAAAAGUUCAUUUUAGAGGAAUUUCUUCAAAAACAGAUAAAAAUCUUUCAUAUAAUAAUAAAUCAAUUCCACUUCAUGGUUCAUCUCCAAAUUCAUUUCUCAAUUUUCCUUCAUCUCAACACUGGAAUGAAGACACUAUUCCUAGAAAUUUAUGCCUGGAUCCUACUGUUAAAAAAGUCAGUCGUUGUGAACUUGAAGUUGAUGUAAUUGCUGAAGUCAUCUUGAAUCAAAUAAAUGUUGAAAGUUGUAUUGGUCAUAAUCCUGGUAUAACUGCUAUGUGGGAAGAUGAAAGACAACAAAGACGAGAUAUUGGACUAUCUUCACAAGUUGCUCUUACUGUUUCACAAGGUAGUGAUGAUGAACAUGAUGAAGAUAUUGAUGAAGAUAAAGAAUCAAUAUUAAUGUUACAGCCAUUUUGGAAAGAUGAUGAAGAGGAACAUGAUUCCCAAAGGUAA
Molecule: messenger RNA, 1063 nt
Organism: Xenia sp. Carnegie-2017
Lineage: Eukaryota; Metazoa; Cnidaria; Anthozoa; Malacalcyonacea; Xeniidae
Product: DNA polymerase zeta catalytic subunit-like
Exons: 8
Coding region: 80-1063 (327 amino acids)
Biological process (GO): double-strand break repair via homologous recombination; error-prone translesion synthesis
Cellular component (GO): nucleus; zeta DNA polymerase complex
Molecular function (GO): DNA-directed DNA polymerase activity
Source: RefSeq, a predicted model, not a curated record